Syngnathoides biaculeatus (alligator pipefish) is the source of this 1191-nucleotide messenger RNA. Its product is annotated as isotocin receptor-like. The transcript has 2 exons. Gene Ontology annotation, biological process: female pregnancy; G protein-coupled receptor signaling pathway; maternal process involved in parturition. The record is from RefSeq and is a predicted model, not a curated record. NCBI's taxonomy places the organism in Eukaryota, Metazoa, Chordata, Actinopteri, Syngnathiformes, Syngnathidae. Gene Ontology annotation, cellular component: membrane. The coding region runs from base 1 to 1191 and encodes 396 amino acids. Gene Ontology annotation, molecular function: vasopressin receptor activity; oxytocin receptor activity; peptide binding.
AUGGAGGAGCUCUUACGCGCGGACGACGCGUCUGGCCCGCACAACUCGUCGUGGGGCAAGUGGCGCGCGUGCGAGAACGGCAGUCAGUCAGCCAACACCACAGGUGCCGCCAACCCUCUAAAACGCAACGAUGAGGUGGCGAAAGCGGAGGUGGCCGUGCUGGUGCUGGUCCUGCUCCUCGCCUUCACCGGCAACCUGUGCGUGCUGUGGGCCAUCCGCACCGCCAAGCCGCGCCAGUCUCGGAUGCUCUACUUCAUGAGGCACCUGAGCAUCGCCGACCUGGUUGUGGCCGUCUUCCAGGUUCUCCCGCAGCUCAUCUGGGACAUCACCUUCCGAUUCUACGGGCCCGACGUGCUGUGCAGGCUGGUGAAGUUCGCGCAGGUGGUGGGAAUGUUCGCGUCCACCUACUUGCUGGUGCUGAUGUCCGUGGACAGGUGCUUGGCCGUGUGCCGGCCACUCCGACCGGUGCGCAGGACGAGGGACCGCGUGUGCGUGGCCGCGUCGUGGCUGCUCAGCCUGAUUUUCAGCACGCCUCAAGUGUACAUCUUCUCCAUGCGGGAUAUUGGGGACGGCGUGUAUGACUGCUGGGGGGAUUUUGGGCCGAAGUGGGGCGCCAAGGCGUACGUGAUGUGGAUGAGCCUCAGCAUCUACAUCCUCCCUGUGGGCAUCCUCAGCGUGUGCUACGGCCUCAUUUGUGUCAAGAUCUGGCAGAACUUCAAUCUGAAAACCAGGAGGGAGCACUUCUUGGCUCUGGCACCCAAAGGCGCCCUGCACCUGUGUCGGGUGAGCAGCGUCAGCCUCAUCUCCAAAGCCAAGAUCCGCACUGUGAAAAUGACUUUUGUGGUGGUGCUGGCCUACAUCGUGUGCUGGACCCCAUUUUUCUUCGUACAAAUCUGGUCCGCGUGGGACGACGCCGCUCCGCAAGAAAACACGGCCUUCAUCAUCGCCAUGUUGCUGGCGAGUCUGAACAGCUGCUGUAACCCGUGGAUCUACAUGUUCUUCGCGGGUCACAUGUUCCAGGGCGUAAUGCGCAGCAUCUUCUGCUGUAGAUGCUACACGUCGGCCCGCGGGCGCCAACACGACAGCUCCCCAGCGUACACCGUCAAGAAGGACAGCGGCCGCUGGAGGCUCUCGCACACGUCCAGCACGGGGGGGCCGGCGCCCUCGGACCCCAGCCGCCAGUCCAGUUGA